AUGGCGAGGAAGGUAUCAAAGAAAAAGCGUGAUGCCGCAAAGAGGGCUGCGUCAGAGAACAAGAGGCAAAACUCCCCACCUGCACCAGCGCAGGAGUGUGCCAUGGAUAAGGAUCACCAGGAUGCUGGAUGCGAUGAAUUCAAUGCUCUUGCCCUGUACGAAGAAACCAAGGAACUCACAGAGUACGCCAGCCAAUACUUUGCACGCGCAGACUUUCGGGGAAUUUCGGAUGAGCUGAGGAUCCAGGGAAAUGAGAAAUACACCUCCCUGCAUGACGGCCUCGCGCCAACCAUCUAUGCCAGCCGCCUACAGGCAUCCGUCGAGCUCUAUCAAAAAGCGGUGUCAACAGCCAGCACAGCGGACCAACUGGCGAGCGCAUCAAAGAAUCUGGGCUUUGCGCACCGCAAGCAUGCGUCCAUGGAGAGGGACUUUGAGCCGCGCAUGCGCAACCUCUGCACUGCUGUGCGCCACCUCGGCAACGCAUUUGUCUUUGGGGCGGCCUGCAAGCCUGCGGCCUGGCGUGUGUCAGUUGGGGAGGAUGCGGUCGGCUGCAUCGAUGCUUUGAAGGAUGCGCUGGGCACCUGCAGCAUCAAGCAGCCACUGCGCUGGCUGGAGAAGAUGAACGCGGCUGUGCCAGACGCUUGGUCCACGCUCAAGGCUGACAAGAAGCCAAAAAUCGUCCUUGCGAUGAGCGGGGAGGAGCUGGGGGCGGCGGACCACAUGCUGUGCAAGCACCUGAUGGAGGAUGCAUCGCGGCCUAUAGAGGACGCGGCGCGCUUCAGUCGUGUGGCCCGCUGGUGCAAGGGCAUGUCCGACGCCGAGGUCUUGCGGGAUGAUAUGCUCAGGAACGUCUGCAUCUGCUCUGCCAUUGAGGAGAUGAAGCGUGCAGAUGCGUUCUUGGACCGCGCGCUGUACAGUGCCGAGGACAUCGACAUGGACGCCAUCUUCCUGGCCAUCGAUGCCUACCGCAAUGCCAUCCUGCUCACGCGGGGUAAUGACCUGAAAGCAGAGUGCCGCGCGUUCUCACGCCUGGGCCGAGUGUACGGAAAGAUCAUGAAUGAUCGGCAGCGCGCAGCAGACUGCAACAAGCGCUGCAUCGUUCUGGCCAGCACCAUCUACCCCAUCCCCUAUGGCGCAGACUGGUACAGGGAAGCUACAGCGGAGCUACAGGCGGAGCAGAAGCGGACGGCGCUGGAAGAGGAGCAGAAGCUGGCGCAGGAACGCGGACCCAUCCUCGAGACGCUGAAGGAGGAGCUGCGUGCGCUGAAGAAGGCGCACUCAGAGGGCGCGCACAAGCUAGUAGAUCUCAUCUACAAGGAGCACCCUCCCAAGAAGGAAAAGGCCGUGAAGCCGGAUGUCAAUGGGGAAAAUAUGAAGAAGGGCCUGCAGACAGCUAUCCUCCACUACCACCCGGAUAAGAAUGCUGAGAGCAUCUUUGGUAAGAGGUGGUGCUACCUGUGUGAGGAGAUCACAAAGCUGCUCAACGAUAAGUACGAGCACACCAAGGGCUGCUGA
Messenger RNA from Coccomyxa subellipsoidea C-169, 1515 nucleotides. RefSeq lists its product as hypothetical. The transcript is spliced from 14 exons. The record is from RefSeq and is a predicted model, not a curated record. The coding region runs from base 1 to 1515 and encodes 504 amino acids. NCBI's taxonomy places the organism in Eukaryota, Viridiplantae, Chlorophyta, Trebouxiophyceae, Coccomyxaceae.